Colias croceus (clouded yellow) is the source of this 4401-nucleotide messenger RNA. RefSeq names its product polycomb group protein Psc-like. Gene Ontology annotation, biological process: negative regulation of transcription by RNA polymerase II. The record is from RefSeq and is a predicted model, not a curated record. NCBI's taxonomy places the organism in Eukaryota, Metazoa, Arthropoda, Insecta, Lepidoptera, Pieridae. The coding region runs from base 231 to 3506 and encodes 1091 amino acids. Gene Ontology annotation, cellular component: PRC1 complex. The transcript has a single exon. Gene Ontology annotation, molecular function: metal ion binding; promoter-specific chromatin binding.
AUAUAUCGCAAAUCGCAAUUAAAUAUUAUUUACAUAUGUACUGAAUGAAUGAGUUUAAUUUAAAUUGUAAAAACUGUACAAAUUAGAGCUUGCUGUCUAAGUUCGUGAAAAUGAAAAUCUAAAGUGGAUUAAACUAUGUAAAGUUCAUAAACUUUCUGCUUGUAGCAUAUUUAUCGUGUGCCAGCUGCUUUUGCUGUGUGUUUAGUGACGCUGUGCAACGAAAUGUAAAAAUGGUUACUUCUAAUAAACAAACGGAAAAGAAAGUUGUAAAAAUGACUGCACAAAGCAACAACGCUGUUGUCCCUCAUAGAACUCUCUUGGGUGAAGUAAAUGAACAUAUUACAUGUCCAUUAUGUCGUGGUUAUUAUAUCGAUGCUACCACCAUCGUCGAAUGUUUACACUCUUUUUGUCGUAGUUGUAUUAUAAAGCAUCUUCAGGUUAAAAAAUAUUGCCCAGUAUGUGAAAUGAUGAUAAAUUCUGCAAAACCUAAUAUUAAACUAGAUAAGGCACUUCAAGACAUAGUUUACAAAUUGGUACCAGGCCUUUUCCAAAAAGAAAUGGAACGUCGCCAGCAAUUUUAUUCUUCUCGGCCUGGUCCAGCAGCAUCAGCAACUCCAGAACAACGAGGAGAAGACACAGAGCGAAUUAUAUUUAGUCCAGAAGAUGUUAUUUCAUUUUCCUUAGAAUAUUCUGAUGUAACUGAUACUGACAGCAUCUCUAGUAAAUCAUCUGAUAGUAAUGAAUCACAAUCAACAUCAACAACUGCAAGAAGGUAUUUGCAAUGUCCUGCUGUUGUUAAUAUUAGUCAUCUAAAGAAAUUUCUCAGCAUGAAAUUUGAUAUUGAUAGCACACAAUUUGCUAUUGAUAUAUUGUACAAAAGAGUACCUUUGCCCGACUAUUAUACAUUAAUGGACAUUGCUUAUAUCUAUAAUUGGAAGAGAAAUGAACCUAUGCGAUUUUUUUACCAAAUUAUUGAUUAUGUUGCAAUUCGAAACAGAUUAUUUGAUUUAAAUAGGAAGGGGUCUCAAUUGCAGGACAAGAAAGCAUCCCCUCCUGUUACAGAAGAUACUCAUUCUAACAGCCCUAUAACUAACACAAAUGACCUUGCAUCAGAAGCCUCUUCAGGUGCUGCUAGCCCUAUGUUAGAUGAGAACAAUGCUAAAAAAUCAAAUGACCCUUUAAAAAAGAGUAAUAAUAUAUCUGGCAGUCAUAAAUCAAAUCAAGAACCAAGCUCCACCCAGAGAAGUAAUUCACCUAUAAAGAAAAAUGAUGAUGAAGAUGAAAAAUCACAGUUCCUUAAUUCUUUUGAAUUGACGGCUAAGAACAGUUCAUCCUCAGCCAAAACAUCUCCCACCAAAAAUGCAUCAGAUAAUGCUCCAACGGAAAAUAAAGUUCCAACCCCAAACACAUCAAAAAAUGAAGAUACAUUAAAACGAAAGUUCCAUGUGGGAAAUAAUCUACCAGAAAUGAAAAAAGUAAAAAUUGAGCUUGAAAAAGCAAAAUUACCAGUAUCUCAAAUUGUGUCAUCAUCUAAUACUAAUUCUAAAACAGCCAGUAUCAAUGAGAAAAAUAUAAAAAAUGUAGAGCAAAACAAAACAGUUGACAAUACCCCAAAAGGCACACAGUCAGGAAGCAAUAUAACUAGUACAACAUUGGCAUCAAAAGAUUCCAAACAGUCUAGUACUUUGCCAAAACAAACAGAUAAUGCAGGACAGAAAAGAACCAUAGCUGAAUCCCAAAACAAUCUUACACCUAAACGUAAACCAGAAAUUAUGUCCACAUCUUCUCCUUCACUACAGAAAACUGUUUCUCCUCUUAAAAUUCAGUUAUCUAAAACAGAUUCCCCGUCAUUAAUAAAUAAUAAAUCAAAUGAAACACCAAAAGGAGUUACCAAGAAAAUGCCCGAUUUAAAACCAAGCACAACAGGAACAGCAGCUUCAAGCAAAACUCAUCUUUCUGGGAAAUUAAGAAUGGAUCUUUUGGCAAACAAUAGUGAUCCCACUAUUGACCGAAGUAAAAUUUUAUCUCAAGUUAAAACAUCAGUAACUGCAAGUGGGCAAAAUACAGGAGAUAAUCUAAAAUCAUUAUUUGAUUCCUGUAAAAUUAAUAUACCUUCUUCAUUAUCAAUAACCCUAACUGAUCAAAAGAGCCCUUCUGAUCCACCUAUUUCUGAACAAAAGAAAAAUAUAAUCAAUAAGAACCUCAUAAAUCCCACCAAUAGUACUAAUCAUAAAGCACCAAGCCCUCCUGUACACAAUUAUAUUGAAAUCAAGAAACUUCCCGAAACUGAUACAAAAAAGGCGACAAAACCAGAGAGUGCAACAGAUACAAAAUCAAAUAUACAAAAAUCUGACAGUAGUGAGGUGAAACCUAAAUCAAAUAAUAAAAGUAGUGAGACAUCUGCUAAAGGACCAAUACCAAACUUAAAACCCAUUGCUGAUACUAAAUUGGCUAAACAAAGUGGAAACACAGCUGCACCAAUUACAUUCCAACAGACAUUUGAACAACAAUUACAAUCUCUUACAACAGAAACAAAAGUGAAAGUGCCCAAAAAUAAAGCACAGGUACCAAAACUUGUACCAGCUACACCAAAAGCAUUUAGUGCGGCAAAUAAAUUGAACAAUGCUAAUUCAAAACUUCCAACUGGUGCUUCUUCAGGUGAAAACAAAGCGACAACUGCUCUUGAUUUAUCAACUCCUCACACUAUACAAAGCCAAUUAGGCCCUCAACAAACAAAAGCUUUUGAAACUAUGCAGUCUAUUGCCAAUUUAGCAAAAAAACAAAACUUACCUCCUAAAUCAAUUCCCUUGACUUUAUCACAAGAUGUGUUUCCAAGUGUAUCUAGAAGACCUAUUACAACUCCAUCACCAUUAAGAAUUCCCACUGGUAAUAACAAUGCUCAUGUAAAAUUAGAGAAGCCUCCUACAAAUAUAUCUCAGUUAAGUGCUAGACAAGAAAUGCCAAAGCAAAUAAUGGCUCACAAAUCAACAAAUCAAAUUCAUCCCACAGUUUCGAAUGUCCCCUCACCUAAUUAUCAGGGAGCUCAGCCAUCAAAUACUUCUGCACAACCAUCACCACGGUCUCAAACUCGUUCACCAAGCUCAUCUCCAAAAUUGGUAAUAGCAGAAGAAAAGCAAACAAGUACUGCAUCUGCAGACCAGAAUCAGUCUAGCACGCCUCUGAAUCCCCAGCUGUCAAAUAUAUUUGCUCCUCGAUGUGAGUCUCCUAAAGACACACACACCCAUACUAAACCAGGCCUAAAACCAAUGAAACCCUUAAUACCUACUAGUAAAUUACCUUCUAUUCGCCAACCCAUAACUCCUACAUUAAAUGCCAAUACUGCAAUGAGCUCUCAAGCUGAUUAUUUAUCACAUGCCAUAUUUAGGCAUCAAAUGGAAAUGCAAAGUGCUUGGUUAAAGGCACAAAGACAAUAUGACAUAUUAAAAAACAUGCCCAAUAUGGCCAUUCAGAGUCAAAACGAUUUUACUAAUAAAGAUAAACAAUAAGGCUUAAAACCGCUAGUUUUUCACAAGGCUAGGCGAAAAUUCAGUUGUUUUUGUAAGUUAAAUGAGAUGUUUAAAACAAAACAACAUUAUUUUAAUUAUGAAGAAAUUUGUAAUUUUAUUAUUUUAAUUUAAGGAUUUUUUUAUUGUAUUAAAAAAGCUGUAAAAUAUUAGAUCCUAAUUUUUUAUUAGUUUAAGUAUAUGUAUCAAAAUAAUGAUUUGAAACUUUUCUGUAAAAUAAUGUAUUAAUUAAAAUUAUUUAAAAAAAACUUUCUUUGGGUAUAUAUUAUGGCUCAUUCUUGUAGUAAUUGCUUAUUAUGUUUAUUUUUAUAUUUAAAUGUACUUUCAUAUAUUUAUUAGUUAAUGUAGUAUGGGUAACUUUGGUUGUUUCUAAUUUGGAAUGAACCGUUUUUUCUAUUAGAUUUAUUAUUUUUUAUUUGAUUAUUGAUGUUUUGUAUAAUUUUUUUUUUAUGUUCGUUGAUAUUGAAAAUCAAUAUAAGUAGAAAGUACUUAUAAAUUUAGUAAAUCGGGUCAUUUCGGGUCUACAUGGAAAAUACCUACUAAGAAAAUGUAAAACUUUGUGAUUUUCUAUAUCAUAUUAGGAUAAUCAUAAUCAAAGUUACCCAAUUUCAAAAUGAUACAUUUAAACUAUACAUAAGUUAUUUAAGUGGUUUUAUAGUUGGCUUUAUUACUAGAAAUUAUAUUAUGUAUACAUUCAAGAGAAAAACGAAUAAUAUAAUAUGGUUCACAUCCAACAUGAGUGUAGGUAGGCAGCUACCAAUGAAAAACUUUAUAAAUUUUGUAUUUUAAUAAAAUAAUAGGAUUAGUUUACAAUGUACAAAUGGAAUUAAAUCAUCUGAAAAUUGUGUGUAUGAAAUAAAUAGGUAUAAGAAAUCAA